AUGCAUAAUUUCCAGAAACCGGAAAACGCCCUAAAAAGGGCAGCCGAGCUAAGAGCUAUCGGCCAAAGCGAAGAGGCACUUCAAAUACUUCAUUCUGCAAUCGGACAUCGAUCAUUCAGAAUACAAGGAUGGGACAUGGUACAGGAACAGAUUAUGAUGGAAUACGUGGCACUAUGUAUUGCCCAAGACAAGCUACGUAUGGCCAGAGAUGGGCUACAUCAAUACCGAUUAGUUGCACAGCACGCUAAUGCCACAUCACUUGGCAAGGUCGUUGUAGAGUUACUUGACCAUGCAGAGGAACGACUAAGGAAAAUCAAGGCAGAAGUAGAAGCUGAUGCGACAAAAGCUGAAGAACUUGAAAGGGCUAGAAUUGCAGGUGGUUUUGACAAUGAAUAUGGAGAGGCACCGGAGGAGAUCAUGGCAUUCACACUACAACUGGAAGUCAGGGAUGCCACCGCAAGGUCAUUGCAAAAUGUAUUCAGGUUCUUAUGGGAGACAUAUAAGAUGAUCCUUGAUAUUAUGCGUGCAACACCCAAGUUGGAGAAAGUAUACCAUGACACGGCACGCAAAGCCAUACAAUUCUGCAAAGAUAACGGUCGUUUGUCAGAGUUCAAAAGACUAUGCGAAGUUCUACGUGCGCAUAACACAUUCCUUAUGAAGGUUAAACAUAAACCAGAAAUGGAAUGUAUGCUUAAGCCAGAACUUCACAUUGAAACAAGAAUCAACCAACUUAUAGCAGCAUGUGACAUGUCACUAUGGAAGGAAGCCUUCAAUACAGUGGAGGAUCUCUAUAUGUUGGGUAUUCGCGAUUACAUCGCUAAAACAUUCCAAGGAUCAGUGUCAGUACUUGGCCAGCAGAGGGAAAAGUUACUUAAGUGGCUUGCCAUUUUUUACGAAAAACUCGCACUCAUCUUCUUGGUAUCAGACCAACAUCUGUUCCAUGCACUGGCGGUGCUGAGAUAUGUCAUGCACAUUAGGAUGUACAAGAAGAAGGUAGCGCCAGAAGACGUGCAGUACCUCUGCUCUAAAGCAGUUCUUGCCGUGUUAGCUGUACCAACUCACACCAAGAGCGGACCAGAUGGUAGCGACCUGAUGUCUUCAUCGUCGGCAUCGGUAUACGAGAUGCAGAAACGUAUGGCAUCACUAUUAGGGUACAAUACAAUACCCACAAGAGAUACGUUGCACUACGCACUCACAAUGAAAAACAUAUUACCCAUGGCAGACGAGAACACACGUAAGCUGUAUGACAUCGUACAUGGUACCGGUGCGGCGUCCAUGCAACUUUGUAAACAAGUUCUACCUUUACUUAAGGAAACUGAAGAACCAGCAAGUGCGGUUGCAUCAGUGACACCCAGUUUCGCAUACAAAGCGGAGAGACAGGUUCCUAACCCAGUAGUGGUAAAGUUCUUUGACAAAUUGUCAAAUUAUUACCCGAAUAUCAAGUCGGUUAUAUACUACAAGGUGCUCAACAACAUCUCGAAGGUCUAUGCCACCAUGACAAUCGAUUUCUUCGUCAAGACUAUAUGCCCAAGCGAAUUCUAUUCAUGGAAUUAUGCUGAAAAGUCCAUCGCAGAUUUAGUACAACGUGGUCUAUGCCAUAUACGUCUGGAUUAUGCUAACGGUGUCUUGUAUUUCAAUGCAUCCAAGGGUACUGCGGACUCCAUAGCCGCUGUAAGGCACCAUCUUACCAAUCUAGGUCGCAAUCUUUACUACGCCAUGCGCGUAGUCGACCCCGAGCAAUCUAAGCGUUCUGAGGAUCGACACCUGCAACUAGUCUCUAUAAAGAACAAUAUCGAGAAGGAGCGCGCCAAGCUCAUGAAACGUACGAGUGAGAUCUAUCAACGUAGACAGGAGCACCAAGAGGAGAUGAUGCGUGCAGAAGAGGAGCGCAAGAGGCAGGAGAUUGAGCAGAAGCUGCUUGAGGAGCGUGUUGAGAAAGAGCGUCGUGAAUCAACAGCGCUAUUUGAUGUGACAAAGCACGUCUCCAAUAACCAACGAAAGAAGGACGAAAAGAUGAGGAUGAAGAUGGAGACUGCGCAACAAAUGUUGGAAGCAAUUCGUAAACUUGGUGGCAACCAGGGUGCUAAGAUUGUUAUUAAGGGCAAAACCCUUGAUGAGAUCAAUGUGGAUGAUGUGAUGGAUGGUUUCGUAGAUUUCGACGAUGUUGAGAAGGCACAAGAAGAGCUUAAGUUACGUGAGAGGCAAGAGAUCGCAAAACAACGCAGAGCGGAAGUCAAACGAUUAGAUCAUUUCGUCCGUGCUUUGCGAGAACACCAGCAGGAGCUGUAUGCCGACUGGCAGAAGCGCGUCCUUGAGGAGGACACUAAGAAGCUGUUGGAUAUUCAGCAGAAGCGUGAAGCUACUUGGAAAGAGGAUACCGAAGCUAUGCGUAUCCAGAAGAAUGCACUCAUAGAGGUUAUUGCUGAUAAGGAGAAGUGGGUUAACGAUACUAUGGCUAAACGUCAAGAGGUAUACGAUGCCGCUAUUAAAGAGCAGCGUGCCCGUUUCCGUGAGAUAAUGGUGCGGGAUAAGAUACGUCGUGCUUGUGAGCGUCGUGAAUAUGAAACUCGCAAGCAGCGUGAAAUGGAGGAGGAGCGUAUCCGUGAAGAGGAGCGUUUACGUCGUGAGAUGGAGGAGCGUCGUAGGCGGGAGGAAGAAGCUGAGAGGCAACGUAAAUUAUCUGAGAUUGCUGAGAAGCAGCGUGCUAAGGAAUUGGAGAUUCAGCGUCGUCUGGAUGAGCAAGCUGCUAGGCAGACCCAGAGCGUGGCCGCCCCUGAGAUACGUCGUGCGGAAUCACGUCCUAAACCUCAGGUUCGUGAUGAGCCUGAGAUUUGGCGUUCAGAUAGUCGCCGUGCAGAUCCGUCUCCUCAACAGCCACCUUCUUUUGAUUCCGAAAAGACUCGGAAAUUCAAAGCUUUUUCCCAGCGACACCGAGAGCCAUCAACGAGGCAGACGGAGGACACCGAUUCAUGGCGGCGCUGA
Molecule: messenger RNA, 2982 nt
Organism: Babesia sp. Xinjiang
Lineage: Eukaryota; Apicomplexa; Aconoidasida; Piroplasmida; Babesiidae
Product: Eukaryotic translation initiation factor 3 subunit A
Exons: 2
Coding region: 1-2982 (993 amino acids)
Biological process (GO): formation of cytoplasmic translation initiation complex; translation reinitiation
Cellular component (GO): multi-eIF complex; eukaryotic translation initiation factor 3 complex, eIF3e; eukaryotic translation initiation factor 3 complex, eIF3m
Molecular function (GO): translation initiation factor activity; mRNA binding
Source: RefSeq, a predicted model, not a curated record